Molecule: messenger RNA, 735 nt
Organism: Micromonas commoda
Lineage: Eukaryota; Viridiplantae; Chlorophyta; Mamiellophyceae; Mamiellales; Mamiellaceae
Exons: 1
Coding region: 1-735 (244 amino acids)
Biological process (GO): mitochondrial proton-transporting ATP synthase complex assembly
Cellular component (GO): mitochondrion
Source: RefSeq, a predicted model, not a curated record
AUGCGCGGCGACGGGACCGCGCCUCGAUUCUACAAGAAGGUGGAAGUCGUGCGGGUAGAGAACGGUGGUGGUUGGGGCGUUGCCCUGGAUGGCAGGGCGCUCAAGACCCCGAAGCGAGCCGCGCUGGCGGUCCCGAGCAAAUCUCUCGCUAUGGCUAUCGCCGCGGAGUGGGAGUGGCAGAGCGGACGAUCAAUUCGCCCUUUCACCAUGCCACUCAUGGCGCUCGUGGCGACCAGCAUCGACCAGAUGACCCAGGAGGAGGUGCGCGAUUUUCACGUGCGCAAGCUCCUCGAGUUCUUCCCGACCGACGUCGUUCUCAUCAAGCACGAGCCGGGAAAACUCGCGGACAGGCAAGCGGAAAUCCACGCCCCGAUCCUGAAGUGGGCGCGGAGCGAGCUCGGCCCCGGGGUGGAGCCCACGGAGAGUCUGUACGGAGCACAGAUCCCCGAGGAGGCCAUGGCGGCGGCGGAGAAACGGCUCCGAGCGAUGGACCCCUUUGAACUCACCGCCACGUUCAACGCGGCAGCCUCGGCCAAGUCAUUGCUGACGGGCAUGGCACUCAUUCGAGGGGCGAUCGACGUGGAGCAGGCGGAGAUGUCUGCGAGGGUGGAGGAGGACUUUCAGAUCGACGAGUGGGGGCUGGUGGAGGGCGGCCACGACAUCGACAAGGCUGACAUCGCUGUGCGACUAGCCGCGCCGAGGGCGCUGAUGUCGUUGCUGAGGGACACGUUAUGA